CGAAACUGCGCAUAUACUGAAUCAACAUAGAAAUGUUGGUCGUCACGACGAGCCUACUCUUCAGCAGGCUUGGAAUAUCGCUAUGUUAGGUUUGUCUUGCUACAACUUGGGACAUUUUGAUAAAACGGUAGCAUGGUGCACGAGAGCAUUCACUUUGUAUACAAGAGUUUUAAGAGGGUCCUUAUUUAACGCUGAUUACUACAAUCACUGGUUCGUGAUUGAAAAUUUGUAUAGUCUCGGCACCGCAUAUGCAACGAUGAAUUUUUUUGAGAAGGCUGUUUAUUAUUUAAAUCUGGGAAGAAAUUUAAUAAAUGGCUGUGAGGUGAGUGACAGACAGGAUCCAAAGCAACACGUCAAAGUCUUGAGAGCCCUGGCUGAUUCGCAUGCAUCUAUGGAAGAAAGUGAUGUGGCCCUCAGAUUUUACGAGGAAGCAGUUCAGAUAAGCAGGAAGUUAGGAGAAAACAACUCGAAGACGGCCCUGCAAAACCAACUGCUCAACAGCAUGGCCAGUGUGAACGUAGACAGCAAGAACUACGAAGAUGCAGAGAAUAAUCUGGAACAAGCACUAGACUAUCAGAAAGACGUCGAAAUGUCCAUCAAAUUGGACAUGGUAGCUGUCUUGAAGCGUCUCGGAGCCACAAGUGUCUUGGCUUGUGACGUCGAUAAAGCGAUCGGUUGCUACAAAGAUUGCAUUCAAGCAACUCGAGAACUCCGAUGGAUGUCAAAUCAAUGGGAGGACAUUACUUGCAUGCUGUGUACGCUGGCUACUCUGUACCACGUCAAGAGUUGUAUGCUGGAUGACGAGAACCAAAUGGAGCUUUUCAUGACUAUGUCCGAAGGCUGCUUCCAAGAAGCGAUCGCAAUAACUGAGGACAAUCCACUGGACAUACGAAUCGAAGUUGAGUGUGCUGUCGACCUCCAGUAUGCCAACUUCUUGUACCAGCAAGGUCUCUACGCCGACGCCCUCCACGUCCUCCUACCGACCACAUUCGGAAACCGACCUCAGUUGAACGAUUUGGUGUACAGCGGCAUAGAGCAAGCCGUUCUGCCGGAUCAUUUACAAAGUGACUUCUACGAUGAUUCCAUGAUUAUCGACGCCAAAACAUUCGCCUACUUACUCGCGAUUCUCUGCUACAAGAAUAUAGGCUUGAUUUCUGAGGCAGAUGACGUUUUGGUAAUGCUGUACAAGAGUACAUUGGAUCCUCAUUCAAAAGCAUUUCUGUGUAACAUUUGUGGCUAUGCGUUGUUAGAGAUGGGAAUGUACCUGGAAGCGUGCGAAAUAUUUUUCUAUUCGGCAACUGUGAAGAGUGUGUAUACCCCGCUCGGAGUCAAAACUGCUAUAAAUUUUUAUAUCAUUUUGUGCUUGCACAUAUACAAUUCUCUCGUCAACUUCUUUCACACAGUUUACAAUCUACUUCAAAAGUUAAGUAAAAAAUUACAUAGCAGUAAAUACAGUAGCGGGAAAAAAGAUUUCGAAAAUGAAUCAAUUUCUUCAAUUGUCAGACAACUUUCUUCGCAGGAUGAAUCUGAUUUGGCGUUCUGCAGUGAUUCCGGUGAGGAGAUGGUGGAAAUAUGGGAGGAGUGGACAGAAGAUAACGUGCCGGACUCGAAAAAAGUUCAUUGGAGUGACAAAUCAUUCACUCCUAACAAACUUGAAACAGCAUUUACAGAAAUGAAACAAACUUAUCAAGAAAAAGAUUCAAAUAUUCAAACAAAAACUUUUGAGAUGAAAAAAACAGAGAACAAUAACAAAUUAAUUGUAAAUGAGCAACACUAUCAGCAGUUUACUUCAGUCCAACAACGGCCACUGACCAUUCAAGAACAAGGUUUCAGUCCCCACAAGUUUUCUGAAUCAUCGACUUUCUCAAAUACGUCCGAUUACAGCUCUCAAGUUUUUCAUCAUUCGAGAGAGAAGCUAGACGAAUUUGCAAACAUCAAUGAAGAUAGCAAUGAAGACGAAGACGAAAUUAGCGAAACUUUUGAAGAGAUCGUGUACGACACCCCGAGCCACAUGGCGCCCAGCUGCAUAAACAACGAACAAUUCAGAAGCAGCAGCAGCAGUGACUUCAACAUCUGCAAGCACAACAUCUUCACAUCCAGCACAAACAGCAGUGACACGCUGACCGGCUCCAACAACAACCUGGAAAAGAUCAAAAUCGACGAGCACAACAAAAAAAUCAACGAAAUGUCAGUGGAAAUUAACGGAAAUUUGACCUCGUACCACAACGUCCCUCUGAAAGUGGGAGCUCUGGAUCAGCCUGAAAGUGACUCGCUGGAGGACAACGAGGAGUGGGUCACGAUUGAAGAAGUCGUCGACACUCCCAUCGAAAUAUUGGCCAUCUUAAACAGAAAUAACAAAUUAAACAGUUUUAAUAAUGGCAACAAUAACAUUAAUAAUGCAAAUAAUAAAAAUGGAAGAUAUGCGGUUGGAUUAUAUGUAUAGAUUGAUGUAGAUGUAUAUGUAUUCUCAUACUAACAACAUUUUUUCUGAACACGUCAGAUUUCAAAAUUGUAAGCACUCUUUUUUUUAUUUCGAAAAUUUAAAUUUACAUCCGUUUGAAAGUAAUUUAUUAACCACUCUUUCAUAACUUUUCAACUGUUCAAUUAGUUUGGCAGGAUGGCAAUUGUUAUAAUGAUCUGAUAACCAACGACUCCUAACAAAAAGUUUUAAUAGCAGCUAUUAAACAAACAACCGAUAAACAAACCAAUUGCAACGUUAACUGCCUGGCACGUUCGCGAGAGGUUGUACAACAGUAACAUAAACAAACAACUUGAACGCUUUUAAACUUUCGCUAUUAAAAAAAAGAAAUGUUUUUAUUUCAAAAUGUUUGAAUGGAUUAACAAUCAUGCAACAUUCGAAUUUGUUACAUAACAAAAUGUCAAUCU
This is a messenger RNA of Helobdella robusta, 2886 nucleotides long. RefSeq lists its product as hypothetical. Gene Ontology annotation, molecular function: protein binding. The record is from RefSeq and is a predicted model, not a curated record. NCBI's taxonomy places the organism in Eukaryota, Metazoa, Annelida, Clitellata, Rhynchobdellida, Glossiphoniidae. The coding region runs from base 83 to 2443 and encodes 786 amino acids. The transcript has 4 exons.